CCGGGCGGGCGGCUGGCACCAUGAAGAUCUGGACUUCCGAGCACGUCUUUGACCACCCAUGGGAAAUGGUUACCACGGCUGCGAUGCAGAAAUACCCAAACCCCAUGAAUCCAAGCGUGGUUGGCGUUGACCUGUUGGACAGACAUGUCGAUCCCUCUGGAAAGUUGCACAGCCACAGGCUCCUCAGCACAGAGUGGGGCCUGCCUUCCAUUGUGAAGUCUCUCAUUGGUGCAGCAAGAACGAAAACCUACGUCCAGGAGCAUUCUGUAGUUGACCCGGUAAAGAAGACCAUGGAACUCAGGUCCACCAACAUCUCAUUUACAAAUAUGGUCUCAGUCGAUGAGAGGCUCACAUACAAGCCGCACCCCCAGCACCCAGAGAAAACUGUCCUGACCCAGGAAGCCAUCAUCACCGUAAAAGGGGUCAGCCUCAGCAGCUACCUUGAAGGACUCGUGGCAAGCACCAUAUCCUCCAACGCUAACAAAGGCCGAGAAGCAAUGGAAUGGGUGAUCCAUAAACUGAACGCCGAGAUUGAAGAAUUGACAGCAUCAGCCAGAGGAAGCAUAAGGACCCCAAUGGCGGCCGCAGCAGCGUUGGUGGAAAAAUGACAAUGGAAAUUGGUGUGCAGCUGCAGGGCCCCAGGACUCUUCAAGCUGACAUCAUAUUUAUUUGUUAUUUAAAAAAAUAUAGCUACUUUAGGUAGGUUUUAUUUUUUUUUAAUGAGCUGGGGAAAAGCUGUGACUUGAUCAAAACAAAAGAUGGAGCGGGUCUGAGUCAAAGUGAUCGUCUGAGGUGGAAGGGCUUGAGGGGCUGGCUGGAGUCUUGUGUGCAUCUGGACAGUUACAGGCUUGUUUGUUGUUGUUUAAGUGCUUAGAAGAAAUCGAUGUUGUCUCGAGUCUCCUUAGGUAUAGAAUCUUAGCCUUUCAGGUACUGAAGCCCUGCGUGGCUGUGGACCAACCAGAACAAAGGCCGGCUGCCCUCGAGUGCACACAGUUGCCCGACGCGGUGAACUAGAACCUCCUGCGUGAGGAACUCACUUUAAAAAGAGACAUUGAUAAUUUCAAAUGAUAGUAAUUUGUAUAAAAUAACUUGCCCUGCUGGAAA
Messenger RNA from Arvicola amphibius (Eurasian water vole), 1104 nucleotides. RefSeq names its product PRELI domain containing protein 3B-like. NCBI's taxonomy places the organism in Eukaryota, Metazoa, Chordata, Mammalia, Rodentia, Cricetidae. Bases 21 to 608 code for a protein of 195 amino acids. Gene Ontology annotation, molecular function: phosphatidic acid transfer activity. The transcript has a single exon. Gene Ontology annotation, cellular component: mitochondrial intermembrane space. Gene Ontology annotation, biological process: phospholipid transport. The record is from RefSeq and is a predicted model, not a curated record.